Molecule: messenger RNA, 3135 nt
Organism: Colletotrichum higginsianum IMI 349063
Lineage: Eukaryota; Fungi; Ascomycota; Sordariomycetes; Glomerellales; Glomerellaceae
Exons: 2
Coding region: 1-3135 (1044 amino acids)
Source: RefSeq, a predicted model, not a curated record
AUGACGGCCACCGCUGCCGCUCAGCAUGACUCUAACUCGCCGCAAAGGGGAAGACCACGGUCUGACAGCCUUCAGAAGAUGUUGGAUCUGGAACACGCCCGGAAGCUCGAGCGUCUUCAGGGGCACCACCAGUCCAUGCCCGUCUACACCCAUCCCUCUCACCUGGCGUUUCAGCAAGUUCUUCAACGACAUUCAAAUCAGCCCCGUCUGCCCCAGUCUCCCCCGAGACUGAGCCCUUUUCCCACCGUCCAUCCUCCGCCCCAGGUGAAGCCCACCGUCCCGUUGCAGUCUCGCCGAAGGGAGUCAUCUGUUCAACUUCCCGUCAAGAAGACAGACCUGCUGCCUUCUGCCAUGAAAUCCGCGCGCCGAGCCACUGCCUUGCCUUCUCUCUCCAUCUCCGUGCCGCCUCCCCCAUCCAACACAAAAGCCCAAAUCGACCGCGAAGUCGAGCGCAACGAGUCUGCCGAGCACGACCACAAGCAUAAGACGGUCACCUUUUUGGACGUCGACGUCUGCGAGGAGCCGACCGCCGACGACGCCUCUUCCAUCUGUCACUCUCCAAGCUGGGAGUCAUUUGGCCAGAACAAGAAGAGGGAUAAGAAGAACGAGGCCAAGAUGCGCAAGAAGGAGAAGGAACUUUUGGAGAAGCAGACUGAGAAGGAGGCCAAGUCUGUAAAAAAGAUGCUGGCAGCCAAACUCAGCAAAGCUCCCCCGACGAGACCCCCGAACGCCUCGAGAUCCAUCUCCAGUCCGACCGUGUUGGCCGAUGACAGGCUGAGGUCGAACAGUGCUCAAGCCUUCUAUGACCCGCCUCCGCCAAUCCGUCCCCACCACAUCAGGCAGCGAUCCGACUCGGUCGCGAUGCAGCUCAAGGCCGCCUUGACGGGUAACAAGACACCCAGUCACCAUCAGCUCAAUGAUGAGCAGGGCUUCAUCGGCGGAUUGAAACUUGAGAAGAAGAGACAGGAGGCUGCCGGCAUGCCUUUCAGAAAGCCUGUUCCCCCGCCCUCUCUGACAAACCAGCGGGCGAAUUCAUUUGGGCCCGACGUGACGGUUACGCCACCAGCAUUCACGCCUCCGGGUCUCCCGCGAUCGUCCUCGUUCAGCCCGCAGCUCGAAGCAUACAAUGAUCGGGCGGGUACCGCCCUUGACCCAAGACCACCACGGGUCGCUUCUAUGCAUGUUCCGUCAUGGUGCCAGCCCUUGGUGUCUCCGACCGCACCGCCCGUGCCGGAUAUCAGCAACCUAAAGCAGUGGAAAAACAACGCCUCAAAACAGCGCGACGAUGCUGUCGAUGACGAUUUGUUGGAACCUCCCAACGCCUUGAGCGAGUUUGUGCUAGAACAAGAGAGAGGCCGGCGUAGGGAGAGCUACGUACACCAAUCCCGCCAGCAAAGCAGAGAACGAUCGAUCCACGGCUUCAAGGACGAGGUUCGUGUCUCAUCUGCCAAGUCACAUUACCCUCCCCAGGCCAACCGACAGCAUCAAUCUCGAGCGCAACCGUCGUCUUCCGAGAGCAGUCCUCUGGGUGGCAACUUCCAGCUGCGUAAUGGCUCUCUCAGUAGCCUCAACGUCCAUGACGAUCAGCCGCCCCACGGCGACGACUUUACUCUCACCUUUCGUCUUCCCUACACGCCUCCGGCACAUGGCAGUCCCCUCCAAGGCUCGUUUGACCGUUCGACCUCCCAGGGACCACCGGCAUCCAGGAUGACACCCAGGGAGAUACCUCUCCCCGCCGAAAGGUCAACAUCGCGUGACAGGCUUCCGCCCACUCCUGGGGCCGCACUUAAGAGCUUCAGGGAUGCUGCCAAAGCAGCUUUCUACAAGGUUUCAUCGCCAAGUUCUUCCAAGCCUCCGGUCUCGAGCUAUUUCACGCGGCCCGCACGAGACACAACCAUGACACCUGACUCGGCAACAAGCUCUCGGUAUUCAACUGACGAGCCUUUACAUUUCUCAGGCGUGGCUGUACGGCCAUUUGCCGAGUCUGCCGAGUCCGGCAUGCCGUCAAGGGAAUCGUCGGCUCGUCCAACCAAUAGGUCAUCCAUGUCUUCGUGUGAAGAGGGCUUGCCUUCUCCGUCGCCAGCCACCACUCCUGAUUCAUCGAGACCCCAGUCGGAGAAGGGACUGCCAUCGGUUGAUGGAGAGAUUGGAAGAGUGGACAACGAGACUGUGGUCGUCUCGGACGAUACGAGAUCGUAUAGGCAAUCCCACACGGCGAUGCUGACAUCUUCGCCGACCAUCAUAAACCCAAGGAUCAGUCUCCCACCUCAGAUUCCGGUCCAAAACCACGAGUCCCAUCUAAAUGAGCUAGAAGCCCUUGUGACGGAAAGGUUCGGUAGGAAAGCUAGCGUUGCCGACGCCGAGGACAGCGACUCGUCCCAGAGCUACCCCACUCCCACGCACACGGAGAGUUCCAAAACGUCGACUAUGGCCUCGCCGCUGACGUCGGCAUCUCUCACCAGUCCUCAGGAGUACGGACAGAAGCAACAGAGCCAGGCCGGUAACGCCCCUUUGCCGGCACCGGCGUCGGUGCUGGAUGAGUCUUCGUGCAUAGCCCAGCGUCGCCUGAGCUUGACUAAGAGUCGCUCAAGCCCAGACCUCGCCUUAGAUACCAGUUUCCUCCCCAAGCUCAAGCACCAACCUCUGGUUCCCCGACCUCUCGUUCCGCAGCCCCCGCCGCGCUCGUCUAAGCGUGGAUCUGUUAGCAAUCUAGCCUCCAAGGCAGCGGCACAGGCUUCGCAGCCGCCCGACAUGUCGGCGAGGAAGUCGAUCGUGUCUCUCAAGACGCCGGCGAGCCCAUCGAGCUACCUCGAGGAGGCUCGCAAGUCUAUGCAAGGCCCUCUAGGCCCGCGAUCCAAUCGCUUGUCGCGCCCGUCCAUCGUUCCACCCAACGGCACCCCUGAACCGGUUGCCAAGAUGCUGGUGGAGUGCUGCAGCUGCAAGUUUUUGCAUGACAUGCCGAGCAAGGUCUACGAGUGCAUGGCCAAUCCGGACGCCAAAGUCGAGGACCGAAGGCUAGGGGUCAGUGGUGUUAUUUCAACGGCGGUGAAGUGCCCGUGGUGCUCUCACGGAAUGACGACGCGAUGCUGCGCAGGAUACGCGGCAGUUAUCUAUCUCAAGGAGAAGCUGCACUAG